AUGUCUCCCUCCAGCGACGCCGCACAACACACAACCGAACAUCGAAAUACCCCCACCCACCUCUCUUACCCAUCGCACACACUCCGAGACAAACUAGCCUACCUGCGCUUCUCCAAAGAUGUUAACAACACCAUUGCCGGCGCCUCAGCCGGUCUCACCUCCGCGGUAAUCGUUUGUCCCCUCGAUGUUGUCAAAACUCGAUUACAAGCCCAAGGCGGCCUCCAAGCUGAGAUCUCGCGACGGCAUCCUGUGGAUGGGAUGACUGCGAUACGAUAUCAGGGUAUGAUUCCGAGUUUGAAGCGAAUAUGGCAUGAGGAGGGGGUUAGGGGGAUGUAUCGUGGGUUGGGGCCGACGGUGUUAGGGUAUCUGCCGACGUGGGCGGCGUAUUUUACGAUAUAUGAGAAGUGUAAGGUGUGGUAUGGUGAUCCUAACGACGGUACAGAAUCUCCAUGGAUGUCACAUAUUGCGUCGGCACUCACGGCGGGCGCUUCCUCGACAGCCCUCACGAACCCAAUCUGGGUCGUCAAAACCCGCUUGAUGACACAAUCGAAACACACGCCGUGGCACUACAAUUCAACACCCGACGCCAUCCGAAGAAUGUACCAAGACGAAGGCAUACGAACAUUCUACAGAGGACUCGGACCCAGUUUAUUGGGCGUGACGCACGUCGCCGUACAGUUCCCCCUCUACGAACAAUUCAAAGUAUGGAUCUCCCAAUGGCAAGGAAACGCCGACGGCGUGGAACCCGGAAGUGGAGCGAUCCUCGCCGCAAGCAGUAUCUCGAAAAUUAUCGCAAGCGCCGUGACAUACCCCCAUGAAAUAAUCCGAACACGACUACAAACUCAAACGAAAGGCGACAAAUCAGCGAAGUAUCGAGGUGUGAUACAGGCCGUGCGGAAGGUGUAUUUGGAAGAGGGGUGGAGGUCGUUUUAUACUGGGAUGGGGGUGAAUAUGUUUCGGACCGUGCCGAGUAGUGCGUUGACGAUUUGGACGUAUGAGCUGAUUGCCAAGAAAUUGGAAACGUGGAGUAAGUCUUUUGAUGAAGACGAGGAGUAAGGGCGUGAUAUCGAUGAACAGUAGAUCCUGGUCAUUUUGGAGCUCGGAGCAUAUUUUGAUAGAGAUUGGGAGGAUGCUACCGUAUACCCAGCUAUCACCAUUAUUAGCAUGUUAGCCAAGAGCGCGAGA
Molecule: messenger RNA, 1185 nt
Organism: Saitoella complicata NRRL Y-17804
Lineage: Eukaryota; Fungi; Ascomycota; Saitoellomycetes; Saitoellales; Saitoellaceae
Product: mitochondrial carrier
Exons: 2
Coding region: 1-1056 (351 amino acids)
Biological process (GO): pyrimidine nucleotide import into mitochondrion
Cellular component (GO): mitochondrion
Molecular function (GO): pyrimidine nucleotide transmembrane transporter activity
Source: RefSeq, a predicted model, not a curated record